AUGCAGGUGACAGCAGGAAUGGAAGUAGUAGGCCGUAUUCAGCUGCGGACAAGACGGACUUUGCGGGGUCAUUUGGCUAAGAUAUAUGCCAUGCACUGGUCUACUGACUCCAGGCUGCUGGUCAGUGCAUCACAGGAUGGAAAACUGAUUGUGUGGGACACGUACACUACAAACAAGGUGCACGCUAUUCCCUUGCGUUCCUCGUGGGUCAUGACUUGCUCAUAUGCACCGUCUGGUAACUUUGUGGCUUGCGGAGGUUUGGAUAACAUGUGCUCUAUCUACAACCUGAAGACACGUGAGGGCAAUGUGAGAGUAAGCAGGGAGCUCGCUGCACACACAGGUUACCUCUCGUGUUGCAGAUUUCUUGAUGACAAUCAGAUUGUGACAAGCUCAGGAGAUACAACCUGUGCUCUCUGGGACAUUGAGACAGGACAGCAGAAAACAGUGUUUACAGGGCACACAGGGGACUGCAUGAGUCUGGCAGUAUCCCCUGAUUUUAACCUGUUUGUUUCUGGAGCUUGUGACGCCAGCGCCAAACUGUGGGAUGUGCGGGAAGGGGAGUGUCGACAAACCUUCACUGGACAUGAGUCAGACAUAAACGCCAUUUGUUUUUUCCCCAGUGGUCAAGCAGUCUGCACAGGUUCUGAUGAUGCCACAUGUCGUCUAUUUGAUCUGCGUGCAGACCAGGAGCUGAGUGUUUAUUCUCAGGACAGCAUUAUCUGCGGAAUCACCUCAGUGGCAUUUUCACGAAGUGGGCGCCUUCUUCUUGCUGGAUAUGAUGAUUUCAACUGUAAUAUCUGGGACUCUCUGAAAGGAGAGCGCAUAGGUGUUCUCUCUGGCCACGAUAACCGAGUGAGCUGCUUAGGGGUCACAUCUGAUGGGAUGGCUGUGGCUACUGGAUCAUGGGACAGCUUUCUGAAGAUCUGGAACUAG
Messenger RNA from Bombina bombina (fire-bellied toad), 933 nucleotides. RefSeq names its product G protein subunit beta 3 (gene GNB3). Gene Ontology annotation, cellular component: cytoplasm; heterotrimeric G-protein complex. Gene Ontology annotation, biological process: G protein-coupled receptor signaling pathway. Lineage: Eukaryota; Metazoa; Chordata; Amphibia; Anura; Bombinatoridae. Gene Ontology annotation, molecular function: protein binding; signaling receptor complex adaptor activity. The transcript has 8 exons. Bases 1 to 933 code for a protein of 310 amino acids. The record is from RefSeq and is a predicted model, not a curated record.